This is a messenger RNA of Oncorhynchus gorbuscha (pink salmon), 5994 nucleotides long. RefSeq names its product monocarboxylate transporter 1-like. Gene Ontology annotation, cellular component: membrane. The record is from RefSeq and is a predicted model, not a curated record. Gene Ontology annotation, biological process: transmembrane transport; monocarboxylic acid transport. Gene Ontology annotation, molecular function: monocarboxylic acid transmembrane transporter activity. NCBI's taxonomy places the organism in Eukaryota, Metazoa, Chordata, Actinopteri, Salmoniformes, Salmonidae.
GGGAUAGGUUAAUCAAGAAUAAGAAAAUGUACUACUUCAAAAUGGAGAUUGUCAAAAAAAAAAAAAAGAUCACAGAUACAAAGAGGAGUCCUCUAUCUAUGUCUAUGGCUCUGCUGUAGUUCAGUUGGCAAGUGCAGUCAGGACACACGGACCAAUUCCUGGACAAGAGAGACUUGAGUUUUAUGGUCCAAAGUGAUUCCUGAUGGUAGCUACAGACUGAGAAGGAAGGACUGACUGACUAUAACUACAACCUCUACCAGAUUAAGACCUCAAACGGGUUUGUGUGACCUACCCUUCAGUGUGGGGGUGUUAGGACUAUCCCUCUGACAGCAUGGCCCCAGCGGUGGGCGGUCCGGUGGGCUACACUCCUCCAGAGGGGGGCUGGGGCUGGGCGGUGGUGGUGGGAGCCUUCAUCUCUAUUGGCUUCUCCUAUGCCUUCCCCAAGUCCAUCACUGUCUUCUUCAAGGAGCUGGAGGCCACCUUUGAUGCUACUCCCUCACAGGUCUCAUGGAUCUCCUCUAUCAUGCUGGCCUGCAUGUACGGUGGAGGACCAAUUAGCAGUAUUCUGGUGAACCGCUAUGGCAGUCGACCAAUCAUGAUGCUAGGGGGGCUGCUGUCAGGAAGUGGUUUGAUAGCAGCUUCCUUCUGCAACACUGUGCAACAACUCUACUUCUGUGUCGGAGUUAUUGGAGGUCUGGGUCUAGCGUUCAACCUGAACCCGGCGUUGACUAUGAUUGGUAAAUACUUCUAUAAGCGUCGUCCUAUAGCUAAUGGCAUUGCCAUGGCUGGCAGCCCAGUCUUCCUGUCCACGCUGGCUCCUCUCAACUCCUGGUUCUUUGACCAGUUUGGCUGGAGGGGCUCCUUCCUCAUCCUAGGUGGUCUACUGCUCAACUGCUGUGUAGCCGGGUCCUUGAUGAGACCCAUUGGACCCAAACCUGCCGACCCCCAACUGUCGGAGAACGGGGCGGUGAUGAGGGCGGAGUCUAAUCUGACGGUGAUGCAGCGUGUCAAUGCCGUGAUCGACCUGACGCUGUUUAAACACCGCGGCUUCCUGCUGUAUCUCCUUGGCAACGUCAUCAUGUUCUUUGGCCUGUUCUCUCCCCUAGUCUUCCUCUCCAACUACGCUAAGAGUAAGGACAUCAGUAAAGAGAAGGCUGCUCUGCUUCUCUCCAUCCUCGCCUUUGUUGACAUGUUCGCCCGUCCUUCUAUGGGGCUGUUAGCCAACACCCGCUGGGUCCGACCCAGGAUACAGUACUACUUCGCUGCAUCCGUGCUCUAUAACGGGGUGUGUCACGUCUUGGCGCCGCUGUCCGUGGACUACGUAGGCUUCGUGGUGUAUGCUGUGUUCUUUGGGUUUGCGUUCGGCUGGCUGUCAGCAGUUCUGUUUGAGACUCUGAUGGACCUGGUCGGGGCCCAGAGGUUCUCCUCAGCCGUCGGACUCGUCACCAUCGUGGAGUGUGGACCGGUACUGCUGGGACCGCCACUACUCAGUCGUUUCUAUGACUUCUAUGGUGACUACCAGUGGACCUACCUGUGUUGUGGUAUCAUCCUCAUCAUCUCCUCAGUUUUCCUCUUCGUAGGGAUGGGCAUCAACUACAAGCUGUUGGAGAGAGAGAAGGAGGAGGAGGAGAGGAGAGAGACGGAGCGGCCCAAGGAGGAGUGCACAGCCAUGCUGGAGGGAGAGAAGGAGGAGAGGAGAGAGACGGAGCGGCCCAAGGAGGAGUGCACAGCCAUGCUGGAGGGAGAGAAGGAAAGGGCGGAGGAGAGUAGUGAGGUCACACCCAUGACUGAUGUUUCUAAGAUGGAUGAAGAUAUUGUUUAGCAGGGGCCGAAACAACAUAAUUAGAAUAAUUUGAACACUGUAAAUUCACCACAACUAAGCCCAAAAAGAGAGAACAUGAUCAUUUCAUACCUUGAUUACAUUGAGAAUAGUUGGGAGCGCAUUUCCUAAAUUUAAAUAAUUUUUAGUUGAAUUCCUGUAUCCCCUUAUUAUUACUAUAAUUAUUAUUAUUACUACUACUUCAGGGGGACCCAAAAAAAUCACUUUCGGGCUGGUUUUGGCCCAUGGGCCGCCUGUGGCCAACCCCUGCUGUAUAGACUGACCUGAACUGGACACACACCCUCUGGUUUUAGGUACCUUUGGUAAACUGAGCCGAGUCCUCUACAGUAGACGAGCAAUAACAGAGGACUACUGUCUCUGAGCUCACAUAUACAACAUCCAGUAUCUAUCCCAGAUCUACACACUGUCUUCAUACAUACCUGAAUGGUCAUGUCAUCACAUCAGUCUUUGCUUCCCAGAUCCUGUGUGCGGUACGAUCAAUCACAGUAUUAUAGGUGAUCAGAAUGAUUGAUAGUGUUGUUUUUAUAAUGUUAAUGAUUCAUAGAAUGUAGAGACUAUUGGGAUUCUGUAAUGAUGUAGAUUUCUAGUUGAGGAGCACAACGAUGUGAUUUCAACCGCUAAGCUUAACAGUUUAGCCGAGAAGCUUUUUGUAAGCACUUUGAACAUCUUUCUUAAGACAGACACAACCUUUUGAGUGUGGGGACGUGUUUAACUAUUUUUGUCCCCCACAAGAAUAGUAAAGGAACAAAAAUGUGACCAACUAGGGACAUUUUGUUAGUCCCCACAAGGUCAAAUGCUAUUUCUAGAUGGUUUAGGGUUAGAAUUAGUGUUAGAAUGAUAAGGGUUGGGAGCUAGGGUUGGGGUUAAGGUAAGGGUACAGGUUAGGGAAAAUGGGAUUUUGAAUGGGACUGAAUUGUGUGUCCUCACAGUUAGCUCUGUGUGUGUAGCAGGCGGACACGCAGGCAGGCGGACACGCAGGCAGGCAGAUGGACACGCAGGCAGAUACAGACACAGGCGUUUCUUUUAGUGCUGUAUCAUAUCAGCAGAUACUGUGUCAAUAUGUCCCAAACUGAAUCCUGUUCCCUGUAUAGUGCACUACUUUAGACCAGAGCCCUAUUCCCUGUAUAGUGCACUAAGGUAAAGGGUACUAUUUUGAGGUCCUAUGUCUACAGAUACAGUAUGAUUGUUAAUUCAGUAAGUCCUUCCAUUCAGCAGUCUGGGGUAGUACCAGCUGUCACCAGGAGAGGGCAGUAGACACUUUAGAACAUUCAGCAGUCUGGGGCAGUAGAGUCUUUAGAACAUUCAGCAGUCUGGGGCAGUAGAGUCUUUAGAACAUUCAGCAGUCUGGGGCAGUACCGGCUGUCACCAGGAGAGGGCAGUAGAGUCUUUAGAACAUUCAGCAGUCUGGGGCAGUACCGGCUGUCACCAGGAGAGGGCAGUAGAGUCUUUAGAACAGUUCACGUUUUCUGAUUCAAAAUCACUUUCACAGUCAACAAGUCAGCCAAGAUCUACAGCUCAGAUUGUUUUUCCUUAAAUUACUUUAAUAAUGUAACAUGAACCUAAUAAAAACAGUUCUGUAGGAUUGUGCAGUAGGCCUAAUACAUUAUCACAGCAUAUUGGCUACGUGCCUGGCCUGCCAAUAUUGUUCUUAUUCGACCAUAUUAUAUUUCAAAUAUCGAGCCUUGAUAACAAAAUAGAUCAGUUGGUGUAGCACUUGCAAGGCACUGUGGAGCAUUAAUUAAAAUAAUUAGCUUUUUUAUUUUACUGCACUGAUGGUACCUGCAUCUUAUGGUCAUGGUGCUUUCAAUACAACUGGGAAUUUGAGAAAUUAAACUUGGUCAAAAAUAUGAAAUCAGUGAUCUUCAGGUUGGAAAGUCGGACCUCUAGAAAGAUGCCAGAGUUUCCGACUGGGAAUUCCGAGUUGGAUGUCCUUCAAAACAAAUGUUCCCAGUCGGAUCUAAAAAAAGAACAUUCAGAGUUCCCAGUUUUCUUCAACACACUGAAGUCGGAAGGCAGAGAUUUCCAAGUUCCCAGUUGUUUUGAACACUGCAUUAGCCUCAAUGGAGGGAGAGGGAGAGCAGCAGAGGGUUCACCUCUCACGGUCCCUGUUCUCUCCUUUUCCUCCCGUGAGAGGGGACACCGUCAUCCACCUGGUGGCCAAACUUGAGUCGCACCGCAUCUGCCUCAUGCACAAAUUCAUGUUCCUGUGACCAGAGAAAGUGAAAUAUUCCUUGAUAUUAAAAUAUACACGACAAGCUGCUAGUAAUGAUAAAACGCAGGGCUAUCGCUGCACUUGGCUACUCAUUCAUUGCAGCUACAGCGUGAGCGGAAGUAUGGAGAAGCGUGUUUUAUGUUUUGUAUUAGUGUUGAAUAAACACAGUUGACAGUGCUGAAUACACAAACUCAGCAGCUCUUUGCUCUAUUCUAUGACAGUCUCUCUGUGGUCAUAAUUCUCAAAUGUUUUAAAUGUUAUGUAGGCUAGUAGCCUAUCAAACUUCUGUGGCCAAGGGUCCUGGAAGAUCUGCAGGCACGUUCCAUUUAGCUACAGAUCUCCCAGUCUCUAGAGUAGGCGGAGUUGAUCUUUUCAGACAAAUAAAAUGUUUCAAAAUAGGAACACUUUGCCUAGCCGGUGUGCAGGGCUUCUGAAUCAAUGCACCUACUAACAACCGUGUAACAUGAAUAAAAAAGGAGAGCGAGCCUUUUUAUCGUUGGCUUUUCUACAGACAUGUUUGAUGAUUGAUUAAGAAUACCUUAAAGAUCGACCAGUCAGCGACCGUGCUUUAGAACAUUCAGAAGGCUGGGGUAGUACCGGCUGUCACCAGGAGAGGGCAGUAGAGCCUUUAGGACAUUAGAACCUUCUCUCUGGGUUAGGUUGCCCAGGGGACAAAGAUUUAUCCUCAAUAAUUUUUCAACCUUUCAGAUUUGUCAUUUAACUCCAUCGAUCAGCACCCCACAUUGAAAUGUUUUUAGAAACAGAAUUGAAUCAUGUUUGUAACACUUGAUUACUUUAGCAUUUCUUGUUCUCAGUCUUCCAUGAUAUUGUGACGCAGCCUUUCUUUACUAUGUGUGAUGUCAUAUUUAAAGGAAGUGUUUCAUCAUGUUUUUCCUAUUUGAUGGAUGGUAAUGAAGAACAGUGUUGCUGCUUCAGUUGUAGUAUGCAAUAGCUAGCUAUUAUCUGGUGCUUAAUGAGGGAUUUGGGCCCUGUUUAGAUCCACUCAAACACUGCCUUUCCACCUCCCCUCCUUUCUGUCAUUUUGUGAGGAAGGGUGAGGUACAUAUUUGAACUGAAGGAAUAUAAAGCUACUGUGGCUUGUGAUGUCUUGAGGUGAACCCUGGUUGUAAAAAGACACCUGGAAGGUUGACAGGAUUUAACAUUUAAUAAGUCAUACUCUUCCAGCAGUGUGGAGGAGUUUUGGUUCUUGUGAUCAAUCUUCCCUUAAAAAAAUUUAGGCGCUGAGCAAAUUUCAGGUCUGCUUAGCACAAACUUGUUGAAUGUUGUGAAGGUUCUGUGCAACUUCCGGCGCGUUUACUGAGGCUGUACCGGCUUUAGUUACAUUUGCAGACAGUGGUCAAGUAGGCUACUGUGGCUAUGUGAUCAUAAUGUCGGCCUACCAGAGUGGCAUACCAUCAAAACAAUGGAGAAAAUGCAUCCCAUAACAUUUGAACAUGGAAAUAGCUGUUGUAUCAUUCAGCCCACAGUAGCAGCCAAUGUGUGGUUUGUGUAGAGGAUGAGUCAUGGUUCCUAUUCUGGUGGGUUCUGCCUAAAACACAAUCUCUUGCAUAGUUAGUUUUGCAUAUGAAGUCUUGCAUAGUUCAUUUUGUUUCGGUAUGUUACAUAGAAAGCGGUUAAUAUUUCAUUGAUUCUCUUGACAAUUCCCACAGUAAAGGGAAACAUUGAGAGAGUGAAUUACAGGGAGAAAACUCUAGAAAGUUGAGUGAAGUCAAGUCUCGAGCUUAAUCUUAGAUGGAACAUUGCUUGUGAUUUCUAGUUGAAUAUCUCCGCAGCACAAGCCAGCAGGUUGACCUCUAGAGUUCGGAGAACAGUAGAAAACAUAUGACAUUUCACUGGAAAGAAAACAUGACUGUGUAAAAAUAACAAACUAUGCAGUGUUACUUUUUAUGGGGAGGAAAUGAAUAAACCAUUUAAAACACAA